Rhododendron vialii is the source of this 2619-nucleotide messenger RNA. RefSeq names its product phenylalanine ammonia-lyase-like. Gene Ontology annotation, cellular component: cytoplasm. Gene Ontology annotation, biological process: L-phenylalanine catabolic process. The transcript has 2 exons. Bases 236 to 2380 code for a protein of 714 amino acids. Gene Ontology annotation, molecular function: phenylalanine ammonia-lyase activity. NCBI's taxonomy places the organism in Eukaryota, Viridiplantae, Streptophyta, Magnoliopsida, Ericales, Ericaceae. The record is from RefSeq and is a predicted model, not a curated record.
AUUUCACCAUCCCCCCAGCAAAUAUAUCAUUUUAUAUAUUUGCUGUAUACUUACUUCCCUCUCUCUCUCUCUCUCUCUCUCCAUUAAAUUUGUUUGCCAAGAAACACAUCCAACACUAUCUUUGUUUCUUGUUUCCUUUGUGUUCCCAUCCGAAUUUCAUUAACUUCUUCCCCCUAGCCCUUUAAAUUCCUUUGUCCAUUUCGGUUUCCUUGAAUUUUGGAAGUGGUGAUCAGAAAUGGAGUGCUCGCGUCAGAACGGGAACGGCCACGCUCCGAAGGUGGAGAGCUUGUGCGUGAAGGAUCCGUUGAACUGGGGUGCGGCCGCGGAGGCGUUGAAAGGUAGCCAUUUGGACGAGGUGAAGAGGAUGGUGGGGGAGUUCCGGCGGCCGGUGGUCCGGCUGGGUGGGGAGAGCCUGACCAUUGCGCAGGUGGCGGCGGUGGCAGCGAGGGAAGUGGCCGGGGUGGCGGUGGAGCUGUCGGAGGCGGCGAGGGGCGGAGUGAAGGCCAGUAGCGAUUGGGUGAUGGAGAGCAUGAACAGAGGGACGGAUAGCUAUGGGGUCACCACUGGGUUUGGUGCAACUUCGCAUAGGAGGACCAAACAAGGUGCUGCUCUCCAAAAGGAGCUCAUAAGAUUUCUGAAUGCUGGAAUAUUUGGAAACGGGACGGAGUCGACCCACACACUGCCCCACUCUGCAACAAGGGCUGCCAUGUUAGUGAGAAUCAACACACUCCUCCAAGGGUACUCAGGCAUUAGGUUUGAAAUGCUGGAAGCCAUGACAAAGCUCCUCAACAAAAACAUCACUCCUUGUUUGCCGUUGCGUGGCACCAUCACCGCCUCCGGCGACCUGGUCCCCUUAUCGUACAUUGCCGGACUUCUAACGGGCCGACCCAACUCCAAAUGUGUCGGGCCCAAGGGAGAGGUCCUUGAUGCUGCAGAAGCGUUCCGCCUCGCCGGGAUUGAGAAUGGGUUCUUUGAGCUGCAGCCCAAAGAGGGCCUUGCCCUAGUGAAUGGCACAGCUGUUGGGUCUGGUUUGGCCUCCAUGGUCCUGUUUGACGCCAAUUUACUAGCUGUUUUGUCUGAAGUUAUCUCAGCAAUUUUUGCUGAAGUGAUGCAGGGUAAACCUGAAUUCACUGACCAUUUGACACAUAAACUGAAGCAUCACCCGGGCCAAAUUGAAGCUGCAGCCAUAAUGGAACACAUUCUGGAUGGGAGUGACUAUGUCAAGGCUGCAAAAAAGUUGCAUGAAAUGGACCCCCUCCAGAAGCCUAAACAAGACCGAUACGCGCUCCGUACCUCACCCCAGUGGUUGGGGCCGUUGAUCGAAGUGAUUCGUUCCUCGACUAAGUCAAUCGAGCGUGAGAUCAACUCAGUGAACGACAACCCUUUGAUCGACGUGUCGAGGAACAAGGCCUUACAUGGUGGGAAUUUCCAGGGUACCCCAAUUGGUGUCUCGAUGGACAACACUAGAUUGGCUCUGGCUUCGAUUGGUAAACUCAUGUUCGCCCAAUUCUCUGAGCUAGUCAAUGACUUUUACAACAAUGGGUUGCCUUCAAAUCUCUCUGGUGGGAGGAACCCGAGUUUGGAUUACGGGUUUAAGGGCGCGGAGAUAGCAAUGGCGGCCUAUUGUUCUGAGCUCCAGUUCUUGGCUAACCCUGUCACCAAUCACGUCCAGAGUGCUGAGCAACACAACCAAGAUGUGAACUCACUUGGGUUGAUUUCUUCGAGGAAAACAGCAGAGGCGAUCGACAUUUUGAAGCUCAUGUCGUCGACAUUCUUAGUUGCUAUUUGCCAAGCAAUCGACCUGAGGCACUUGGAGGAGAAUUUGAGGAACACAGUUAAGAACACGGUCGGUCAAGUGGCCAAGAAAGUCCUCACAACGGGGGUCACUGGGGCGCUUCACCCUUCAAGGUUUUGUGAGAAGGACUUGCUUCAAGUUGUCGAUCGUGAGCACGUUUUCGCUUACAUCGAUGAUCCGUGUAGCGCAACGUACCCACUCAUGGUGAAGCUAAGGCAAGUCCUCGUUGAGCACGCGCUGGCCAACACAGAUGAUGUCAAGAACGCGAACGAUUCAAUCUUUCUGAAGAUUGGUGCUUUUGAGGAGGAACUAAAGUCCCUUUUGCCAAAGGAAGUUGAGAGCACAAGAAGUGCUGUGGAGAGCGGAAAUCCAGCAGUUCCAAACAGGAUCAUGGAGUGCAGGUCUUACCCUCUGUACAAGUUCGUGAGGGAGGAGUUGGGGACUGAGCUGUUGACAGGAGAGAAGAUUACUUCUCCUGGCGAGGAAUGCGAUAAGGUGUUUUCUGCGAUUUGCGAAGGAAAGAUGAUCGAUCCACUGCUCGAAUGUCUCAAAGACUGGAAUGGCGCCCCCCUGCCAAUUUGCUAGACCACCCCAACCUUGCACCAAGAAAUUUGUUCAUGAGACAGGCUGUCUGUUGUGUUAUUUUAAUUUUUUAGAACUUGCGUCUUUGGAGUUAACGGGAUUACUGCCCUGCCCUUGGCUUUUGAUAUCAAGAUAUUUGUUUAUGGGAUUAUUCGUGGUUCGGUCUUUUUGUAUUUCAUGAAUUCAUGUACAGCAAAAGUCUACUUUUAUGGUUACAUAUAUAUAAAUUGGUAUUCGGGACA